AUUCCAUGAGUGCUUUAAAAGCCAUAGUUACUUUAGACACUGGUGAUAAACCUGAAUACAUUCAUAUCUAUGAAGGAGAUGAUAUUGAAAUGCUUGCAGAAUUUUUUUGUGACAGACAUAAUAUUCAAGAGGAUGGAAAAUAAUUUAUAAUUGAUCAUAUAAGAGAUCAAUUGAAAAUUUAAGAAAAGCAAACCAAAUAGAAAUUUGUAUCUCAAUCAAAUUCAUUAAAGUAAUGUUAAUCAUAAUCUGCAUUUUUAAAAUCUGCAUAAGUUAGUAAUUAAUUUUAGCAAUUAAUUUAGAAAAAAAUGAAUAUGAAACAUUACACAAUACAGUUUGGGGAUAAAUUUAAAAGAAACCAUCUACAACAUAAAUACAUUAAAGAAAUUCUAGUAAUAUUAUACUAAAUGGAUAAAAGUCUUAGGGAAAUUUGUUAUUAAAAAAAAAUACAUUAAAGAAUGUCAAAUGUGUGACAGAUAUUGAAUCUAAUAUAAAUAUUUAGUUACAUCCAAAAAGAUCAAGAUAAGAACAAAUUGAUUUAGCAAAUAGAUUAAUAUCAUAAAAAAAUUAAUCAGAAAAAAGAUUACAAUAAUUGAGAAUUGAAUCAAAUUCACCUAUAUCCCAUGAUUUUAAACCUAAAGUAACAAAAGAUAAUAUUUAUAAAAAAGUAAGCAAAAAAAUUGAUUAAGAAGAUUAUGAAUUAGCAUAAAUGAUUGGAAUACAAUAGAAAAAAAAAAUAUAUGAAUUCGCUUCGCAAAAGAUUUAAUUAAAAUAAGAUUAAAAUAUAUUGAAAAGAGUUUUUAAUCAACUUGAUAAUGAUAAGGAUGGAUAAAUAUCAAGUCAAUUUAUAAAUUUAGAUAUUGAUCACUAAAUUUUAGAAAAAAUCAAACCUGUAUUAUGUCAUAUGGAUGCUUAACAUUUAAUAUUGGAUUUGGAUACAUUUUCAAAUUUAAUGAAAUCUUUUUAAAUUUUGAUAUAUUGA
Molecule: messenger RNA, 979 nt
Organism: Paramecium sonneborni
Lineage: Eukaryota; Ciliophora; Oligohymenophorea; Peniculida; Parameciidae
Source: the annotation of a GenBank genome assembly